Molecule: messenger RNA, 4445 nt
Organism: Cyclopterus lumpus (lumpfish)
Lineage: Eukaryota; Metazoa; Chordata; Actinopteri; Perciformes; Cyclopteridae
Product: mothers against decapentaplegic homolog 4-like
Exons: 10
Coding region: 470-2023 (517 amino acids)
Biological process (GO): cell differentiation; BMP signaling pathway; SMAD protein signal transduction
Cellular component (GO): heteromeric SMAD protein complex
Molecular function (GO): DNA-binding transcription factor activity, RNA polymerase II-specific; I-SMAD binding; RNA polymerase II cis-regulatory region sequence-specific DNA binding
Source: RefSeq, a predicted model, not a curated record
AUCAACUUAACCUUUAUUUUUAGCCCAGAAUAUAAAGUUCGAGACUUUUCUAAACUCAACCCGUAAUCCAAUAACGUUUGCUACUUGAUGUCAUGAGUUUAGUAUUAUGGAGACCAUGGUAGGCCAUGGUCUCCAUAAUACUAACAACUUCACUUUAAUGUUUAUAGUUUAUGGUUCAAGUCGUCCAAACAGAAAUAUUGUUUUUACCGUAUUUCGCUUUAAAGCUUGUGUUUUCCAGAUUUGCUCAGCGUUACAACGCAAAAACAACAUGACAGCCUCUAGUUAAAAUAACAAUAAACAGAUCUUGUCACCUUUUCUCCCGAUGCUGAGAGGCUUGUGGUGACACAUCUGCCUCAACUGCAGCACAAUUACUGUGAAGAUUGUCUCUCCUCUGGCCUCCUGACAAAGUGAGACUGUGUCAACAUCAUAUAUAUAUUCCCAGAAAGUGCGGUCAGGCACAUACAUCAAGAUGUCCAUCACCAACACACCUACCAGCAAUGAUGCCUGCCUGAGCAUUGUGCACAGCCUUAUGUGUCACAGACAGGGGGGCGAAAGUGAGACAUUUGCCAAGCGGGCCAUCGAGAGCCUGGUCAAAAAAUUGAAGGAGAAAAAAGAUGAGCUUGACUCCCUCAUCACAGCUAUCACCACCAAUGGGGCCCAUCCCAGCAAGUGUGUGACCAUUCAGAGGACACUGGAUGGGCGACUGCAGGUGGCUGGACGUAAAGGGUUCCCUCAUGUAAUCUAUGCCCGUCUGUGGCGGUGGCCAGACCUGCAUAAGAAUGAACUGAAGCAUGUCAAAUACUGCCAGUUUGCCUUUGACCUCAAGUGUGACAAUGUGUGUGUCAACCCCUAUCACUAUGAGAGGGUGGUGUCUCCUGGCAUAGGUGAGCACGGAGCGAUUUUCAACCUAUCAGGACUGACACUGACCAGUUCUGGUCCCAGCUCUGCCCUGAUGGUUAAGGAUGAGUAUGAUUUUGAUGGGCCGCAGAGUCUGCCCUCAAUCGAGGGAGGGCACUCCCUCCAGACCAUCCAGCACCCUCCAUCCGCCGGCUGCCCGGCCCCCUCUGAACCAUUUGCGACCCCAAACCUGCUCCCACCUGCUGAGGCCUCCACCUCGGCUUCAACAUCGUCCUUCCCUGCCAUUGCUGCUGGAUCAGGCAGUGCCAGCUCAACCUGGUCUAGGAACAACAGCUUCACAUCCAACAUACCCCACCACACCAACGGCCAUCUACAGCAUCACCCUCCUAUGCCACAUCCGACGCACUACUGGCCGGUGCAUAAUGAGCUUGCCUUUCAGCCUCCUAUAUCCAAUCAUCCAGCUCCUGACUACUGGUGCUCCAUUGCCUAUUUUGAGAUGGACGUUCAGGUCGGGGAGACAUUUAAGGUGCCCUCCUCUUGCCCCAUUGUGACUGUGGAUGGCUAUGUGGACCCCUCAGGAGGAGACCGGUUCUGCUUGGGCCAGCUCAGCAAUGUGCAUCGCACUGAGGCUAUCGAGAGAGCAAGGCUUCACAUUGGUAAAGGGGUGCAGCUGGAGUGUAAGGGCGAGGGAGAUGUGUGGGUGCGAUGCCUCAGUGACCACGCAGUGUUUGUUCAGAGUUACUACCUGGACAGAGAGGCGGGCCGAGCCCCCGGAGAUGCUGUUCACAAAAUCUACCCCAGCGCUUACAUCAAGGUGUUUGACCUCCGGCAGUGCCACAGGCAGAUGCAACAGCAGGCUGCUACAGCUCAAGCAGCAGCUGCAGCCCAAGCGGCCGCAGUGGCUGGGAAUAUACCUGGUCCUGGAUCAGUUGGAGGAAUAGCUCCAGCUAUUAGUCUCUCAGCAGCAGCCGGUAUCGGGGUCGACGACCUCCGGAGGCUGUGUAUUCUCAGGAUGAGUUUUGUUAAGGGCUGGGGGCCCGACUACCCCCGCCAGAGCAUCAAGGAGACCCCCUGCUGGAUCGAGAUCCACCUGCACAGAGCUCUACAGCUACUGGACGAGGUUCUGCACACUAUGCCUAUAGCGGACCCACAACCUCUGGACUGAGCAUCGCUCUGCAACACACAGUGGCAAUGCCUUGUGUACAAUGUCUUCCUCAGUCAACUGUUUUUAGUGGAGAAGCCAGUGAGACAGCUGUGACACUGACGCUGUCUCGCAUGGACAAAAGAAAGAAGGAAGAAGAAAAAAAGAUAACUUUCAGGUGUGUUUGAGGCACCUUUGUGCACUGUGGCUCCUCCUUUUUUUUUUGUUUAAGCAAGAGUGACACUAAAAUGAGCCAACGCCAUAUAUCAAAGAUAUAUUUAUCUUUUAUUUUUGAUAGUUGGCUUUGAUUUGUGAUUACUGGAAUGAUCAACUCUCGGACUAGAAAAAGACUUCACCGAUAACUAUAGUUACAAAGCACCACAGCAUGCACAUAGAUGACCUGCAGAUCCCAUGAAACUGGAAUGUACGGCGACGACUCGGUCUCCAACCACGCCACCUACUGGCAGACAUCCGCAUCAGUAAACGAUGAAAGAACAUCGAAGUGUUGUGCAGCUGUGGAAUGAGACGGCUUCUCUAUUGUGUCGAGCUGCUACAGACCUGGUUAGACAAGCAAGUUCAGCCAACUGUCAGGCUGAAUAGAAACGCAGCAACGCUCGACACGAUGCUGGUAGCUGCCUCUCGGAUGCUGGAAAGGGUUUGAGGACCACCCGGCUUGGAUCGGGUCGUACCAGAUACCCACAGUCAUGGACCACUAUCACAGUGAGGGGAAACGACAAGCACCAUGCUUAAAGCCGCCUCGGAACUGAGACACGGUCAAGUAAAUUAACUCUUCUAGGUCGGGUAUUGUCAAAGUAUGGGUUUGGACCUUAAAACUGGUUGAGGGCCUGGUGGGUGUCCUCCAUUCUCAAUUUAACAAGAUUUUGGAGCAAUGGAAGAUCCCCAGUUGAGGUUUUGGAUACUUCUUUUUGGCCAUCAUGACGUAGAAAGUUGAACUGCCCAUUGAUGAUACAAUAUAUCUGUUUUUACUGACUGACUGUGAUUUAUAUCAUUUCUUUGCUCACUCAAAUACAGUGAUGACACGUUGCUCCAUGCUCGCCUCCCACUUGUUUAAGAAAGACUCCCUCUUUUACGCUGCCAUAAAGGAGCAAAGAAAAAAAGCAGAGAAGAGACAGACGGUUGUUCUCGGAUGUCUGAGAUGUAAUCACAGUACAAGGAACAGGGUUUAUCAAAGUUUUGGCAAACCAAAGUACUAAUUAGUCACAAAUAUACUGCAAGUCCAGAGUGAUCAUGAGUGCCAGUCAGCUGCUGGACUUUGCCCCAAUCACAUUUAUUUGGAAGUUUUUUUUUAACUUUAAUUGUGAUUUAUGAUUAUUUUCAUUUGUUUUGAUUUUUAUCUCCAAGCAUACCCGAUUCCUCACAUGUUGAGAAUCAUUGUACCGAAAUAUCUUAUGACUUGUAGCCCACGUAUACACUACUUGAUCCAGGUCUCUUGUGUGUAGUUUACUGAUAAAGAGACGUAAAUUUAAGACGGUCUCCCUGCAAUAAUGAAAUAUUUUCUUGGUUUUAUUUUUGUUACUUUUAUUGAUUUGUAUUAUAUUUGUAGCACUUUAUUUUUUUGCUCCCUUGUUUUUAAUUCAAUAACCCUACUUUUGAGGCAGCUGUCCUGCAAUACUGAAAGGGAGAGAAUAGCUUGAUUUAUAUAUUUUAUGUAGGAUUGUGAGCAACUUUGUGAGACAUUUGAAACACUAAUACAUCUGCAUCUUAUAUAUAUAAAUCUUAUAUAUAUAAAAAUUAAUUAGAAUGAAAAGGGAGCAUUCACACCGAUUUUGUUGAGUUUCUUUUGGCUGUUUUGGGUUUCUUUUUUGAUUUGCAGUUUUCUUUACUUUUUAAUUCAAUGUAAAUAACUUUUUUUUUUUAUUAUUUGUUUUAUGCAUGUCAAUGUUUGCAUGAAUUUGAAUGGCAAAUGGACCCCAUUAUUUUGGUUAAGUCACUUCACAAACUGGAUUAUCUGAGGAGAGUUGAAAUUUUAAUGCCCCAAAACAGGUGUUUUUGUUUUUAAAUAUAAUGCUGUUUCGCAUAUGAAAAAGACAAAUUGGUUUCUCUGAGGUUUAGUUGAGAUUUGGGUGUUUUUUGUGUCUACUUUGCUAUCCAAUUGAUUGAUUCUCUCCUCUGAUCCAUCUUUCAUUAUUUCCCUCUAAGUUUUAUCCUCAUCGGGUAUUAGUCAAACUAAAUUAUGCAUCUGAUUGAUCGGUAGGAAACAGGAUAUUUCAUAAUCAUGUAAGUGAAAGAACUGAUGCUGAACUCUGUUUAUGUUCUGUUGUGCUUUUAAGGUGGACAGAUGGUUUUUAAUACUGGCGGUUAUUAUAGGAGCCUAUAAAGACACGGCUCAAAUGAGUUGAUGUUGACUAUUAUGACAGAUUGCAGAUAUACAUUUGACCUGUAUUUCUUAUGUGAAUCUUUAAUUAAACAUGGCCUGAUAUUCUAA